This is a messenger RNA of Pimephales promelas (fathead minnow), 1800 nucleotides long. RefSeq names its product E3 ubiquitin-protein ligase RNF182. The record is from RefSeq and is a predicted model, not a curated record. NCBI's taxonomy places the organism in Eukaryota, Metazoa, Chordata, Actinopteri, Cypriniformes, Leuciscidae.
UACACCUAGAGUGGCAGAGAGAGAGAUAUGAAAACAGUUGCGCUGGAAAGCACAGAGGAACGGUGGAGUACCACUUAAACUAAUAAAAAAAAAAAUCAAGGGAAAAUAAAAUAACUCAAACAACCCUGGAGGAGCCAGAGACGGAGACUGCACAGCACGAGCAUGAGGCCACGAUGAGCUGUGCUCAGGCUGAACCAGAGGAUGGCUCUGCUAAUGCCAGCAUUAAUAAUAACACCAUACUCAAUGGCACCACCAAUGAUGAGUUGGAGUGCAAAAUCUGCUACCAGCGCUACAAUGCACACAACCGCAAGCCCAAGAUUCUGGACUGCUUGCACCGUGUGUGUGCCAGAUGCCUCAAUAAGAUCCUUGACAUUGGGGAUGGUUCAAGCUCCAUCAGCUGCCCUUUCUGCCGUCACGAGACGCAGGUCAGUGAGUACGAAGUGGCCGGGCUGCCAGAUGACUCGAACAUCAUGUCCCGUCUGGCCGUGCGUGACAAGUCCUGGAGCUCGGACCACAGUAAGGAGGUAGUGCUGACGCCAAAGAGCUUGUCCUCCAAUGAUAGCCCAUCCCACGAUUCCUCUAACUGCCUGGUCAUCACCAUCAUGGAGGUGCAACGGGACCAGCAGCGCUCGCCCAGUCAAAAUGGCAGCUCUGAUUUCUACGGCGACCACAGUUUGGACUCAGUCUCCGUAGCAUCCAACAGCGGUGCGGUGGACCAAGACGCACUAUCUAAGUUCUGCAAUCAUGUGCCGCGGGUAUUAGUGUGGCUGUUGGGCUUUUUCUACUUCGGUUCGCUGCCACUUGGCAUCUACUUGCUGGUGAUCCAGAGAGUGACUCUUGGGAUUGUGUGCGUGAGUCUGGUGCCAUCCAGUCUCACAGUCUGUCUGGUUUACGGCUUUUGCCAGUGUCUGUGCCAGGGCAUGUGCGACUGCUCUAACAGGGGGUGACUGGUACGAAAUAGGCCACUCACCCCAUUGAGAGGAGAUAAUAAUAAGCUCUAGGCAUCUGAAUAUCCUCAUUGCAAAUCAAAUGCUAUAUGUACCUUCUUGCUUUGAAAAGAUGUGUACAAGCAGCUGUGAUAAGAGGAUAAGUCAAGCAUUAAAGAGGAAGGUCAGUCAGGACGAAACACUAUUAGCUUAGCAUAGCUUAUGCACACACCCUUCAAGCUCAUUUUGAAGUAAUAAAGCUGACUUAAGAAAGUUCUCCAUGCCGAUCAGACGAUGGUGCAUGAGUGGGAGUUUAUCAAAGCGGAGAAGAUGGACUUUAUGUGUACAGCCAGGCAGAGCGGAUGGGCCAUAAAGAAUAAAGUUUUAUUGUGGUUGAUUCUCAUCGCUGUGAAAUGAACUGCGUGCCCUGAUUAUCAAUGAAAAGGCUCCAUGAGCUGCACUGUUACAGGUUAAUACGACUGGAAUAGUCUGUCUGGUUAAAGACUUUGGUAACACUGCAAUAAGGUUCAUUAGUUAACAUUAGUUAAUGUACUAACUAACAUUAACUAACAAUGACCAAUACAUUUGUUGCUGUAUUAUCUUUGUUAAAUGUUAGUUAAUACAAAUACAGCUGUUCAUCACUUGUUCAUGUUAGUUCACAGUGCAUUAACUAAAGUUAACAAAUACAAUGUUUGAUUGUUAUAAACGUCUAAGUAAAUGUUGGAAUUAAUAUUAACUAAGAUUAAUAAAUGCUGUAGAAGUAAUCUUCAUUAGUUCAUGUAAAGUAAUGUGGUUAACUAAUGUACCUUAUUGUAAAGUGUUACCAAUAUUUCUACUGUAGGUAUUACAAAGUGAAAGGGUGGGUAACUACCGA